This is a messenger RNA of Colletotrichum karsti, 2430 nucleotides long. RefSeq lists its product as uncharacterized. Gene Ontology annotation, molecular function: zinc ion binding; hydrolase activity, acting on ester bonds; DNA binding. Bases 1 to 2430 code for a protein of 809 amino acids. Lineage: Eukaryota; Fungi; Ascomycota; Sordariomycetes; Glomerellales; Glomerellaceae. The transcript has 3 exons. Gene Ontology annotation, biological process: DNA-templated transcription. The record is from RefSeq and is a predicted model, not a curated record. Gene Ontology annotation, cellular component: nucleus.
AUGAAGACUUUGAAAUUUCCGCAAUCACCACCAAGCCUCUACGAAUUGGCUGAGAAGCUUCGAGACCCACUACUCGCCAACUACAAAUACAGCUCCGUUUGUGUCGUUCCCUGCCCAGACCUCCGCCAGCCGCCAUUCCAACUCGCCACCCAGGGUCUGUCCGGUGACGAAAGGGCCGGGGAUGUCGGAGGGCAGCCCAACCUCUUUCCCAUCCCUCAACUGGAUACAGUCUGGUCCUUAAUUGAUAUUGCAAAGGCCAUGGACAUGGAUGCUGUAAAGGGCAGCCUCAUCGGCGCAGGGGCCGGACCUUUCAGAGAUGUUGGCGUUAACUGCGAGCUGUCGCCGAACAUCAGCUGGGAAGACGGUUUUGAUUCCGAUAUCAACAACGGUACCCGGUAUGCAGGAAUCGACCGAGCUAGCGGUGAGGUUACGGUCAAGGAGAGUCCGUGCCUAGACUGCGCGCUGAUGAUCAAUCUCUUUGGCUCUCGAGGUGAUCCAGGCCCCGUCUUGAAGGUGACAGCGAGGGGAAGAAGGGGACAAGAGAAGAGCUUCACCGAGUGCAUCCGCAAGGCACUCUACGCGGCCUAUGGCGAUUCGCAAACCAUCAGUCUAGGAGGCGUCUUCCUUAUCAAAACGGGCAGGACCUACUAUCAUAUCAUGCCCGAUUUCCCAGAUCAAGGACGACCUUUUGAAGAUUUCAAGCAGCUUAAUGACUGGUUAACUUAUCACGAGUUUGACGGACCACUCGUCUGCAUGACCGUCAUGCACUCGGCGGAUCCUGGAAGGGCAAUGGACCUCCGCAUGGAGCAUUCCCACGGAUUUGAUCCUCGUGGAAGAGCUGCUGGGGGCCAUUAUCACGGUGAUGUUGGUGGCAGCGAGGACAUCGAGUAUGAGGCGUAUCUCAAUACCGCAAAGGCCACCAACACGAACAUCUACAAUCUCCCGAUUGAUUCUCUGUACGAAGUCACCAGGCUGCCAUCCCUGCGCAACGGAGACACGCCAGUUGACCGCAGAGAGCCAUUUGCGACCGACUUUAUCGCACGAGGGUCCAUUUCCAAUGCCGCUGCCCAGCAGCUCUUUCAUCGCUUCAAGCCACGACUGGACUAUUUCUGCUACGGCAUCAUGUGUCCGCAUGAGGACUUGGAUGCGCUGCGUUCGAGCUCGGCGCUCUUGACAGCUGCAAUAUGCGCCGUAUCUGCUCUUCACGACCCAGAGGGCUCAGGCAUGUUCAAAGUCUGCCAUGCCGAAUUCCUCAGGCUAGCCUCGGCCGGAAUGUUUUCUAUAUCCUACUCCCCGGACGAUAUUCGUGGCCUGAUUGUUGGGGCAUACUGGCUCGCUAAUGUCUCUUACACUCUCAUAGGACAUGCGGUGCGGGUUGCUGCUAGGCUGAACUACCACAUCGCCUACUUCUCAGUGGUGAACAACACAAGUAUUGGCAAAGAGCGAGCAGACGACAUCGAGAAAGCGCGACUCUGGUAUGUUCUGUACGUUUUGGACCACCAUUCCAGUAUCCUAUACGGCCGACCAGCUUUGAUAUCAGCCACCGAAGAGCCUCACCAGCAAUGGGAAACGUUCAUCCAUGCCAACGGUGAUAACGAGAAAGACAAAAGAAUUACAAGCCAGGUGGCGCUGCAUCACAUCACAUCCAAAGUGAAAGAAAUCUUCGGCAGCUAUUCCACCCAAGGAGUGCCCGAGCAUUUCCUCCAGCAGCUUCGCGGUUACUUUUCCGAGCUGGACAGAUGGUACAUGGCCUGGGGAAACCGGAUGCAACGAAAUCCUUUCAUCGGAUGGUUCCCCCGAGACGGCGCCAUUCUUCAUUACCACUUUGCACGGCUCCAUCUAUGCUCAUACGUCUUCCGGGGCAUGUCCGAGAAUUCUGUAUCGGCUGCGUCCUCGAAUGUGAGGGAAUACGCUUCGCUCGCAGUCUCCUCGGCCACUUCGGUUCUUGAGCUAGUGGUGGAGCGCGACGACAUGCGUACUGCUCUAGCCGGGAUGCCGAUCUACUUUCAUGGCAUGAUCACCUUCGCUGCGGUGUUCCUCAUCAAAGCGGCGAAGACUAGCUUCCAUGGGCUGGCCACAGUAGACGUGUCCAAGUCCCUUUCUCUGGUCCAGACAUGCAUGCGCGAGUUGCGCGCCCAGAGUGCCGCUCCGCAGCAUUUGGUAUAUCAUCUUUGCAACGGUCUAGAGCAGAUGAUGGCACACUCGAUGCCAACCUCCGCAGAAGGCAGCGCGAUGGCGACUCCUAGGAUGACCGAGGGAACUACUGCGGGCCCUACGACAAGCCCGGAGUUCGAUGUGUCUAGUUCAAUGGCUAGUAUAGACUCCAUGUUCAUGGCCAAUCCUUUCGAUCUGAUACAAUACCCAGCGGAUGGUCAAGCGGAGUCGGGAAUGGGGAAUGGUUUUGAUUGGGAAAGUCAAUUUGGGCUGUAA